This is a messenger RNA of Lodderomyces margitis, 6144 nucleotides long. It is a transcript of the gene FAS1, whose product is annotated as tetrafunctional fatty acid synthase subunit. The record is from RefSeq and is a predicted model, not a curated record. Gene Ontology annotation, biological process: long-chain fatty acid biosynthetic process. The transcript has a single exon. Gene Ontology annotation, molecular function: enoyl-[acyl-carrier-protein] reductase (NADH) activity; [acyl-carrier-protein] S-acetyltransferase activity; [acyl-carrier-protein] S-malonyltransferase activity. Gene Ontology annotation, cellular component: fatty acid synthase complex. Bases 1 to 6144 code for a protein of 2047 amino acids. Lineage: Eukaryota; Fungi; Ascomycota; Pichiomycetes; Serinales; Debaryomycetaceae.
AUGUCAACUCAUAGACCUUUCCAAUUGAAUCAUGGAUCAAUUGAACAUACUUUUUUGGUUCCUCACACAUUAUAUGCCAACUAUUCACAAUUGAAAGAUGAAUUUGUCAAAACGCUACCACAACCCACUGAAGGAUUUGCUGCUGACGAUGAACCAGCUAGUCCUGUUGAAUUAUAUGGAAAAUUCUUGGGUUUCAUAAGUCAACAACAACCAAGACAAGAUGAAGUUUUACGUCAUGCCAUUAGAGAUUUUGAAUCGACUUUUUUACAAAACAAUGACGAUAUCCAUUCAUUUGCCGUUAAGAUCUUACAAGAUGAAACUUACCCAACAACUCAGUCCAAGAUUAAGAACCUUGUCAAGAAUUAUUACCAAUCGGUCCAGACUAUUCCCAGAACUGAGUCUAACUUGUUAUAUCAUGCCGCUAAAAAGACGGCAAAAUUGGCCUCAAUAUUUGGUGGCCAAGGUAAUACCGACGACUAUUUUGAAGAAUUGAGAGAAAUCUACAAUGUAUCAUCUAAUUUAAUUGUUGAUGAUUUAUUAAUCCCCAUUACUGAAAAAUUAAACCAAUUGGUUAAACAAGAUUCUGAAUUUGACAAGAUUUAUACUCAGGGUUUGAAUAUUUUGAGAUGGUUGAAGCAUCCAGAAACUACUCCUGAUCAAGAUUAUUUAUUAAGUGUUCCGGUGUCGUGUCCAAUCAUUUGUAUCAUCCAAUUGUGUCAUUAUGCUAUCACUUGCAAAGUUUUGGGAUUGAAUCCAGGUGAGUUGAGAGAUUUAACUUCUUGGUCAACCGGUCACUCACAAGGUUUAAUUACUGCCGUUGCCAUUUCUGGUUCUACUUCUUGGGAGUCAUUUUUAUCCAAUGGUAUCAAGGCUUGUUCAUUUAUGUUUUUUAUUGGAUCGAGAUGCUUGAGUACUUAUCCAAGAACCACAUUGCCACCAACCAUGUUGCAAGACUCAUUGAAUCACGGUGAAGGUAGACCAUCUCCCAUGUUGUCAGUUAGAGAUUUGCCAACUUCAAAAGUUGAGAAAUUUAUUCAACAAACAAAUGCUCAUUUGCCAAAAGAAAAACAUAUUGCCAUUAGUUUGGUCAAUGGUGCUAGAAACUUGGUGUUGUCAGGUCCACCAGAGUCUUUAUAUGGUUUCAAUUUGAACUUGAGAAAUGUUAAAGCACCAAAUGGAUUAGACCAAUCACGUAUUCCAUUUAGUGAAAGAAAAUUGAAAUGCUCCAAUAGAUUUUUGCCAAUUUUUUCACCAUUCCAUUCACAUCUUUUAGCUGAUGCUACUGAAGUUGUUUUACAAGAUAUUGAAAAUAUCGCCUUUAAUGAAUUGCAAAUCCCCGUAUAUGACACGUUUGAUGGAAGUAAUUUGCAAGGCAAGACACCAGCUGACUUGAAUGCCAGGUUAGUCAAGUUGAUCACUGAAUUACCUGUUCAUUGGGAAUUGGCAACUGAUCAUGAAGCAACCCACAUUCUUGACUUUGGACCAGGUGGAGUUUCCGGUUUGGGUGUUUUGACCCACAGAAACAAAGAAGGUACUGGUGCAAGAAUUAUCAUUGCCGGUGCCUUGGAUUCCAAUCCAUUGGAUGAUGAAUAUGGUUUUAAGCAUGAAAUUUUCCAUAGAUCGGAAGAUCGUCAAAUCAAAUGGGCACCAAAUUGGUUACAAGAAUACAAGCCAACAUUGGUCAAAACUUCAAAGGGAAAGACUUAUGUCAAUACCAAGUUUUCGCAAUUGUUGGGAAGAGCACCAUUGAUGGUUCCAGGUAUGACUCCAACAACCGUUAAUCCAGACAUUGUUGCUGCAUCGUUAAAUGCCGGAUACCAUAUUGAAAUUGCUGGUGGUGGUUAUUUCGAACCGGUACUGAUGACCAAGGCUAUUGACAAGGUUGUUGAAAAUAUCAAACCUGGGUUUGGAUUAGGUAUCAACUUGAUUUACGUCAAUCCAAGAAUGUUGCAAUGGGGUAUUCCGUUGAUCAAGGAUUUGAGAGAAAAGGGUUAUCCUAUCCAAUCAUUAACCAUUGGUGCUGGUGUUCCAUCGUUGGAAGUGGCAACUGAAUAUAUCGAAGAGUUGGGAUUGACCCACUUGGGAUUGAAACCAGGUUCAAUUGAUGCCAUUAGCCAGGUUAUUACAAUCGCCAAAGCCCAUCCAAACUUUCCAAUCGUUUUGCAAUGGACUGGUGGUAGAGGAGGUGGUCACCAUUCGUUUGAGGAUUUCCAUCAACCAAUUAUCCAAAUGUAUUCCAAGAUUAGAAGAUGUUCCAAUAUAGUUUUGGUUGCUGGUUCUGGAUUCGGAUCAGCUGAAGACACUUAUCCAUAUUUGACUGGUUCAUGGUCAAAGAAAUUCAACUAUCCACCUAUGCCAUUCGAUGGUGUUUUGUUUGGAUCGAGAGUCAUGACAGCUAAAGAAGCCAAGACUUCGUUGGAAGCUAAAAAGUUGAUUACUCAAUGUCCUGGUGUUGAAGAUUUGAAAUGGGAACAAACAUACAAGAAACCAACUGGAGGUAUAGUUACUGUCCAAUCAGAGAUGGGUGAACCAAUCCACAAGAUUGCCACUAAAGCCGUUAUGUUUUGGAAAGAAUUGGAUGAAACCAUUUUCAAUUUACCAAAGAAUAAGCUUGUUGAAGGUUUGAAUAAAAAGAGGGAUUACAUCAUUGACAAGUUGAAUAAAGAUUUCCAAAAGCCAUGGUUUGCCAGGAAUAGUCAAGGUGUUUGCGACUUGCAAGACAUGACUUAUCAAGAAGUUGCCAAUAGAUUGGUUGAAUUGAUGUAUGUCGAGAAGUCAAAAAGAUGGAUUGAUCUUUCAUUAAGAAAUUUCUUUGUUGAUUACCUUAGACGUGUUGAAGAAAGAUUUACCACCGAAGACGAUGCUGUCUCUUUGAUUCAAAACUAUGCUCAAUUGCAAAACUCACCACAAGAAUUUACUAAUGAGUUUUUCAACCAUUUCCCAUUGGCUAAAACCCAAUUGAUUUCAGAAGAGGACUGUGAUUUCUUUUUAAUGUGUGCUUCUAGACCAUCGCAGAAGCCAGCACCAUUUGUGCCCGUUUUGGAUGAACGUUUUGAAUUUUUCUUCAAAAAGGAUUCGUUAUGGCAAUCUGAAGACUUGGAAACUGUUGUUGAUGAAGAUGUGCAAAGAACUUGUAUUUUACAUGGUCCUGUUGCUUCACAAUUUACCAAUAUCGUUGAUGAGCCAAUUGGGGAAAUUUUGGAUUUGAUUCACGAUGGACACAUUGCCAAGUUGAUUAAAGAUGAAUACAAUGGAGAUGAGUCAAAGAUUCCAACUGUUGAAUACUUUGGCGGCAAGCAACCACCAACCCACUUGAAAUCAGUUGAACAUGUUACAACUACUGAUGGUAAGUCUGAAGUUGUUUAUGAAAUCAAAUCAAAUGUUCCUGAUAAAGAGGCAUGGUUGAAGUUGUUGCAAGGCUCAGAAUUAAAUUGGUUACAAGCUUUGAUUUCAACCGAUAGAAUUGUUCAAGGCUCCAAGCAUGCUUCCAACCCACUUCAUGAUAUUUUGGCUCCAACUCCACAUUCUCAAGUUGUCAUCAACAAGCUGAGCCAUACAUUGACUGCUUAUGAGAGAGUUAAAGGUGAUUUGGUCCCAGUUGUCGAAAUCAAGUUGUUGAAGGAUAACGUCAUCCAAUUUUCCUUGAUUGAACACAGAACAGCUGAUGGAAAUCCAGUUGCAUUACCAUUUUUGUACAAGUACCAACCAGAAGAUGGAUUUGCUCCAAUUGUCGAAGUUAUGGAAUCAAGAAACGAUAGGAUUAAAGAAUUUUACUGGAAGUUAUGGUUUGGCUCUAAAAUUCCAUACGACUUGGACAUUAAUGUUGAAGAACAAAUUUUGGGUGAUGAAGUCACCGUUACUGGUAAAGAUAUUGCUGAAUUCACUCAUGCUAUUGGUAACAAAUGUGAAGCGUUUGUCAAUAGACCAGGUAAAGUCACAUUGGCUCCUAUGGAUUUUGCUAUUGUCGUAGGAUGGCAAGCUAUUAUCAAGGCUAUUUUCCCCAAGACUGUUGAUGGAGACUUGUUGAAAUUGGUUCAUUUAUCCAAUGGGUACAAGAUGAUUCCAGGCGCUGCUCCAUUGAAAAAAGAUGAUGUUGUCUCAACCAAGGCGGAGAUUAAAGCGGUGUUGAAUCAACCAAGUGGUAAAUUAGUUGAAGUUGUUGGUACUAUUUACCGUGACUCACUCCCAGUUAUGGAAGUUUCCUCACAAUUUUUGUACCGUGGUGAAUAUGUUGAUUACGAAAACACAUUCCAGAAAGUCACUGAGACCCCAGUUCAAGUUGCCUUUAAGUCUUCUAAGGAUUUGGCAGUCUUGAGAUCUAAAGAAUGGUUCCAUUUGACUAAAGAUGUUGAGUUUGAUGUAUUGACAUUUAGAUGCGAGUCAUUGUACAAGUUUAGGUCGGCCAAUGUUUACUCAUCAAUCAAGACUACAGGACAAGUGUAUUUGGAAUUGCCCACCAAGGAAGUUGUUCAAGUUGGUGAAGUUAAUUACGAAGCUGGUGUUUCUUACGGUAACCCAGUGACUGAUUAUUUUGCUCGUCAUGGUAAAACUAUUGAAGAAGCUGUUUCGUUUGAAAAUGCCAUUCCACUUUCAUCUAGUGAAGAAUUGAUUUCGAAAGCUCCAGGUACCAAUGAACCAUAUGCUAUUGUUUCUGGUGAUUAUAAUCCAAUUCAUGUGUCACGUGUGUUUGCUGCAUAUGCUAAAUUGCCCGGUACAAUUACCCAUGGUAUGUAUUCUUCAGCUUCCGUUAGAGGUUUGGUUGAGGAAUGGGCUGCUAAUAACUUUGCUUCCAGAGUUAGAGCUUUCAAAUGUGAUUUUGUUGGCAUGGUUUUGCCUAAUGAUACAUUGCAAACCACUAUGGAACACACGGGUAUGAUUAAUGGCCGUAAGAUUAUCAAGUUCCAAACCAAGAAUAUUGAAACUGAUGCACCAGUAUUGGUUGGAGAAGCUGAAAUUGAACAACCAACUACCACCUAUGUGUUUACUGGUCAAGGUUCCCAAGAACAAGGAAUGGGUAUGGACUUGUACAAUUCAUCCGAUGUUGCUAAAGAAGUCUGGGAUAAAGCUGAUCAACACUUUGUCAAUAAUUAUGGUUUCUCAAUUUUGGAUAUUGUACAAAACAAUCCAAAGGAAUUGACGGUUCAUUUCGGUGGUGCCAAGGGUAGAGCCAUUAGAGACAAUUAUAUUGGAAUGAUGUUUGAAACUAUUGGAGAAGACGGUGAAUUGAAAUCGGAAAAGAUCUUCAAGGGUAUUGAUGAAACUUCGACAUCAUUUACAUUUGUUUCUCCAACUGGAUUAUUGUCAGCUACGCAAUUUACUCAACCAGCAUUGACGUUGAUGGAAAAGGCUGCUUAUGAAGAUAUCAAGCUGAAGGGGUUGAUUCCACUGGAUAUCAUGUUUGCCGGUCAUUCAUUGGGUGAGUACUCGGCAUUGAGUUCAUUGGCCAAUGUUAUGCCAAUUGAAUCUUUAGUUGAUGUUGUGUUUUACCGUGGUAUGACUAUGCAAGUUGCCGUCCCUAGAGAUGAUUUGGGUAGAUCCAAUUAUGGUAUGUGUGCUGUGAAUCCAAGCAGAGUUAGUGCUACAUUUAAUGAUGCCGCUCUUAGGUUUGUUGUUGAUGAAACAUCAAGUAGAACUGGAUGGUUGUUGGAAAUUGUCAAUUAUAAUGUUGAAAACCAACAAUAUGUUACUGCUGGUGAUUUACGUGGUUUGGAUGCAUUAACCAAUGUUCUCAAUGUAUUGAAAUUGAACAAGAUUGACAUUGUUAAAUUACAAGAACAACUUUCAAUUGAAGCUGUUACGCAACAUCUUCAUGAAAUCAUUGAUGAAGUGAAGCAAAAGACGUUGGCUAAGCCUCAACCAAUUGAAUUGGAAAGAGGUUUUGCCGUUAUUCCAUUAAAGGGAAUUGAUGUACCUUUCCAUUCAUCAUAUUUGAUGUCGGGAGUUAAACCAUUCCAAAGAUUUUUGUGCAAAAAGAUCCCUAAGUCUUCAGUCAAGCCUCAGGAUCUUAUUGGUAAAUAUAUCCCCAACUUGACAGCAAAACCAUUUGAAUUGACAAAGGAGUAUUUCAUUGAUGUUUACAAUUUGACUAAAUCGGAAAAGAUUAAAAAGAUUAUUGACAAUUGGGAGAAAUUUGAACAAAUGUGA